UUAUUAUACAACACAAUCACAACCCUGAGAGGGGGAUUAUAUUUUUUUGUUAUGGCUCCGGUUCUGGAGUCUCCGCCUUCCGCGCAUCAGGCUCUUCUUGAGCUUGAGAAAGGCACCAGCGGCCCAGCAAGUCAGCUGCAGGAAGCUGCGCGCAUAAUUGGGGUGGAUUUAUCUUCUUCAUAUAGUCGUGAAAAGCUAGACAUCAGAGUGGUUCCGGAUGCGGAGAAGGAAAAUCAGAAGCAUUCCGCACCCAAGGAGGAAUGGGUUCUUCGCUGGCUCAUGAAGAAAUUGAAGGGAUCUUCACAACAACACGAACAGUUGCAGUCAAAGUACUAUAGACUAGACACCAAAACGUGGAUUCUUCUUCAACAACUUUUUGAUCGUAUACCCACGAAGCCUUUGGCGUUUGUUCUCAAUGAGAACAAGUUUUUGCUAAUAUUGAAGGAUGUGUUGGGUGCUAUUUCGGAUGCCUCGAACUCCUGCCCCGAGCGUCCUGCGUUACAGGAAUCCUUACAUUCUGAAUCCAGUGUGACGGUACAAGAAUCUCCUGUUUCGGGACCCUCGAAAAGGGGCCAAAAGCGGAAGAGGGCGGAGAAUGGCUUGGAUUCAGUGGUACCGGUUGGGGGCUUUGCGGGGUCAUGGGUUGAUACGUUUUGUACCGUUUUGGACUCUGUGAAGGCUCUUGUUUCGCUACCAGAUCAGGUUUCCGGGGUUAGAUCAACUGCCAAUUCACAGCUGAAACUCGUCCUGAGAGGGGAGCCCCAGAUAGCUGCCACGAUUCUUGGACAGUCAUUAGAAUUGGCACGGAAAGUCGUAGAAGAGCGGGAUAGGGGGUGUGUGGAGUUAGAUGCGCAACUAAUGCCCGCGUUGCCUUCUGUUUUGGAGAUUUGGAGACUGAGUUCGGAACGGCUUGGUGACGCCACCAACUUGUCUAGCGAUGAUCCUUUUUCAUCACAUUGUCUAUCGGAAGCACUACAUCUACUUAUGGCUCUGAGAGAAAUUAGAACUGAAUCGCCUGAGAAAACGAAUGUGAUACAAAACUUGGAACGCAUUGUCGUUCUGCAAUUCGUCCUUCCACUUCGCCAGUCAUUCUUCUCCACCUACUCAACUGAAACCAUAAAUUCGAAUCAUAGUCCUGAUUCCACCCAAAUCAAGCGCGUACUUAAAGAUAUACAUUCCCGCUGGAAGAAGUCUAACCACAGCUCGAAUAUCAAGUUGCUGCCCACGUUACUGGAUAUUGCUGUUCGAUCUGUGCCUCGGGACACGUUCAGGAGACAAGUGUAUGAAGCGCCCUGGCUAGAGACGCUUUUUGUGGCACUCUCAACUAUCGCCGGCUGCCCACCAGUUGAUGGCAUGUCAUGGAGCACACCUCAUAGAGACAUCCCGAUUCUCGAGCGUCUCUUGCAAGUGAUCCUCGAAAGGGAAGUAAGCCUUUCUAUUAACACAGUCAGUCGAUAUGCGAUACGAUUUUCUGGGCUUGUGGAAAAUGAGGCAUACCAGGCUACCGAGUGGUCAUUAAUAUCCAAAAUUAUACGGACGGGUGUUGAUGUGUUCCUCCCCAACUCCGGAAUUGAUGGCACGGAAAACUUGCUCAGCAACCUUAUCGGUCGAAUCACAUCUUUUUCGCUAGUUUCAAGCAUUAUGCCAAAUGAGACCUAUGGCGUCAUUAAGAACGACGUUGUUAUACCUUUGCUCAAAGGGUUUGCGGGUGCAAGGGCUAUUGGUUCAUUCCUCAAUAUCUGGUCCGAUCAAUUAACUUGGAUUGAAUCUACUCGUUUAGGCGGGGCAGAUAUACUCUACUUUUUUGUUUGGGAGGAUGACGACCUUGCUGCUGCAUUUAGACCUUUGAUAACGGAUCUAUUCUCUGAGAAUCAGACUAAAGAUCGUCUGCAAACUAUUUUAACACAGCACUCAUUCGACGACGAAGCGAAGAUCUCUGAGUACUAUGCAGACAUCGUAUUGCUUGACGCUAUCUUGAAACCACAAUUACGAGAAGGCGACGCUAUGUUAGAAGGCGAAUCCUUGGCACAAGCCUUCGGUAUAAUAUCCAACUUAAUCUUGUCGAGAUGGAAGCUAGACUGGGGAUGGCGGCUAUGGCGUCUUUCCCAGCGUUUUGUUAAUCGGCUUUCCUCGUACACAGAUGAUAGUUCUAUGGACCUUAGCAGAGCCCUGUUACCUAAAGCAGUUGACCUGUUGCAGAGCUUCCAUAAUCAGGGGUCCACCACCAAUAUAUCUACGAAUGAUUGUCUUGAAGCAUUCGAGGCUUUUAAACUUGUGGUACUGGUUGCAGGCAGGGCAGACAGCGCCAAACACAGCCAGUAUUUGAAUGAAAUAAUCCCGCGAAUUGCACCCGCGUUUAAUCAGGUUGUGAAAUCUGCAGGACCAGCAUGGGACGGUCGAGUGGACACUAUGACCUCUCCCGAAGCUGUUUGUGUUGGUUAUCUUGUUGUUUUACAGGCAACGCCGUUGGCUGUUUCCCGCCUAACAUCCGAGAACCGAGCCCUGCUAUUUAACGGCCUUCUCACGUCAGUUGAACGCUCCGAGCUUUAUACUUCGACACCGCUUUCGAGGCAAGAGACAGUGGGUUCGAGCCUCGAAAGUCAGUUGGUCGAAAUAUGGCAGUCGAUGACCUCUAACGAAUGGCUACUUGAGACGCCUGCAGCGGUUUACGAUCUUGUCAAUACAAUUUUGCAUCAUCUCAAAGAGAAGAACAGCCCCCGGCAUCUCUCAAUUGCGAGCCUCCUGAGCGUCCCAACUCGGUUGAUCCCACGCCACCAGAGGGGAAUGCUCUUGGAUUUCCUCCAACAAACGAUUGUUACAGGGCAAUUAAGCUCUGGGCCAUUGUGUACUGAUAUUCUAACCUUGAUGACAAGGCUGGCAGAUUUACCUAAGUCCUCAGCCCAGAUUACCAGCGAUUGGGAAGAACCAUGGAAACUUUCAAAUGCUAUUUCCCUCUCAAUGGGGGAUUCGUCGUCGACAGUGCUCCCAUUUCAACCAUUCCGCCAACUCCACAAAGUAAUCAUAGAUCGGGUGUUAGUCUCGUCCGAUGCUCAACGACAUCUGUAUUUCCAGAAAACGUUUGACAAAGCAUCCUCAAUGGUACAAAAAUACGAUAACGCCAACUUCAAUAACAUGGAGUUUUCUAUGCUUGUGUUAUCUCUAGGAACACUUCGCACACAUCAUGAGCACUUAGGCGGUAACCUUAAAGUUGAAACUUUGAAUGCGCUGCGCGAGAAAGUGUUAAACAUUCUCAUUUCUGAUUUACGGUCUAUCGAGAAAAACAUGGAAAAGGACAGGGAAAUGCUGGAUGUGAACACGUUAACCGGCAUUUUGAAUGCUCUGGAAGAUUUUGAAGACAUGAUGAAGACAAAUAAAGAGGCGCAAAAGGCCAUACGUAAAGUUGAGAAGCGAUUGACUACGGUUAGCGAUGAUAUCCACACCAAAAGACUUGCCAAACGCCGGCUCGUGUCGUCCCAGCAGCCUGGUAAAGACCUUGAGCAUGUACUGAUGCAGUCUCUUUCGUUAUUCCCCAUUGAUCAGUUAUAUGGCGAGGAACAACAGAUGCUUUUGCGAGACAUCCGCCACAAAUUGUCCGCUCUAUCAGAGAAGAAGCUCGUCCGUCUUGUACGCCAAAUUCGCGAGUCAGGCUUCGCAGGCCAAAAUACUGCUCAUCGACUUCUGCUUACAGGCGUUGCCAUUUCUUGCUUUGAGCCCGUUGAGGACCCAGAUACCCAAGCAUCACAGGAGCUGUCUGCCCUCUUCACUGCGUUAUUACAAUGCCUUAUCGAAACCACAGCAAUUGAACCAUUUUCUCUUGCAACAGAGUGCAUAGAAAUGCUCCUCCGUAACCGGUCGCGGUCCAUCACACAAUGGAACAUCGACAACACCCUAGGCACAAUUGCAAUCGUGAUAUCUACCCAAGGCCCCAAAAUAGCAGGGAAGUAUGCAGGGGUUAUUUACAGUCGCAUCUGUCACCUUCUCGGCCUCGUUUUUGGCCAAUACCGCCAAAAGCUCAGUGGAAGAUUCCAUCUUGUCCUACCAGUCAUGCAACCCCUCCUUCGCCUCCUCUUCACUCUCAGUUCGAGACCGCAAAGAUCAUCUCGCUCCCAAUUGACCCCGCCACCAUGGGCAGACAGUCAUAAUGCCAGUUCCCUUCUCCACAAGCCGUCUCAUGCAACCCAAUUCACCCGCCUCCUAACUACCCUAUGCGACCCAACGGUGUCCGCGGUACAACGGGUCCAGCGAUCAGAUAGCGGACUAACAGAUAAUACAAAAAAGGUAAAGAGUCUAGCGGGGCAGCAUUUGCAGUAUUUAGUUAUGGAGUAUGCCAUUUGUCAGCUGCGAGGUCAACUGGCGCCGGAGAUGAAGGCUGCGUUGAUACCGGGCUUUUACUCUGUUUUGGACGCGAUGUCGAAGGAGACGAUGAGGGGUAUGAAUGCGGCGAUGGACUCGUCGAGUCGGGCAGUGUUUAAGAGUUUAUAUGAAGAUUACGUGAGGUUUGGGAAGUGGAAUCAUGGGUGAUUUGGUUGGGUUGUGUGACAUUAUUGUGGGUAUAUGGUAUAUAUAUAUGUAAACCUUUUAUCUGGAAUGAAACGAAUUUCGAAACUUCAUGUGCGUAAAAUGCUUGGUGUAUACAGCUGCUUCAAUAAUGAGACUAGACCAGAUGGAUCAAUCCAUUAGCUCGGGUUAACCACCUUGAUAUACACACA
Molecule: messenger RNA, 4709 nt
Organism: Blastomyces dermatitidis ER-3
Lineage: Eukaryota; Fungi; Ascomycota; Eurotiomycetes; Onygenales; Ajellomycetaceae
Exons: 3
Coding region: 52-4521 (1489 amino acids)
Biological process (GO): ribosome biogenesis
Cellular component (GO): nucleolus
Source: RefSeq, a predicted model, not a curated record